This is a messenger RNA of Sabethes cyaneus, 1600 nucleotides long. Its product is annotated as carboxypeptidase Q-like. Gene Ontology annotation, molecular function: metallodipeptidase activity. NCBI's taxonomy places the organism in Eukaryota, Metazoa, Arthropoda, Insecta, Diptera, Culicidae. The record is from RefSeq and is a predicted model, not a curated record. The coding region runs from base 1 to 1470 and encodes 489 amino acids. The transcript is spliced from 3 exons. Gene Ontology annotation, biological process: peptide catabolic process; proteolysis.
AUGGAAGCAUGUCGGAGCUUCGUUCUGCGUUUCGCGUUCUUUGCUUUACUAGUGGUGCCAGAAGUUCGUGCCGGUGUGCUAGACAAUCGCAUUGACCAGUUCCAACUCGGUGAGUCAUGUAACCUGUCGGAUAAUUUGCUACAGGAGAUCAAAGGUUAUCAGUCGAUAGUAAACAAAAUUAUCAGCCGUAUUGUGGACGGAGAAUUCGCUGGCCAAACAUGGGAAAGCUUGGCAGAGUUGGUUGACACUUUCGGAGCUCGGCUCGCUGGUUCCGAGCAGCUCGAAAAAGCGAUCGACUAUGUGGUUGAACAGAUGCAGCACGAUCAGCUCGAGAAUGUGCACACCGAGAAUGCGACGGUGCCGCACUGGGUACGGGGGUAUGAAAGUGCUCAGCUGGUAACGCCGUUCAAGAGAAAUUUACCUAUGCUAGGUCUGGGUACAUCGGUCGGAACUCCAAGGGGAGGAAUCAUUGCCGAUGUGAUUGCCGUAGAAUCGUUUCAGGAGUUUGAAAAACUUGCUGCGGAGCAGGUGAAAGGGAAAAUCGUUGUGUUUGUUCCUAAGUGGGAAAGUUAUGGGAAAACGGUGAUGUACCGAAGCAAGGGUGCAUCCGUGGCCUCUAAAAAGGGAGCUGUAGCAACACUGAUACGCUCCGUUACCCCGUUCUCGAUCGGAUCACCCCAUACCGGUGGUCAGGACUAUGAGGAUGGUGUUAAGAAGAUUCCUUCCGCCUGCAUUACGGUCGAAGAUGCCGAGAUGAUUCUGCGAAAGUACAGGCGAGGAGAACAGAUGACAAUUCAUUUGGAAAUGGAAGAUAGAAAUCUGGAGCCAGUCGUGUCACGGAAUACGAUCGGUGAAUUGUUGGGGACGACCUACACGAACUCGUCGGUCGUGGUGGUGUCUGGUCAUCUCGACAGCUGGGAUGUCGGCGUAGGAGCGAUGGAUGACGGAGGCGGUGCGUUGAUUUCGUGGAAAGCUGUGACUUUUUUGAAAGCAAUGGGACUUCGAGCGAAGCGAACCAUUCGUGCUAUUCUGUGGACUGCCGAGGAAGAAGGAUAUUGGGGUGCCAGGGCAUACAAAGAGGCACACAAGCAGAAUGAAAAGAAAGAAUUUAAUUUCUUCUUUGAGUCUGAUAUGGGCACCUUCGAGCCGAAAGGGUUGGAUUUUGUCGGAAACAAAGAUGCGGAGUGUAUAUUUCGGGAGAUUGUGAAGUUGAUGUCUCCACUAAAUGCAACUGAUUUUGCGACUCCCACAGAUGGUGGACCGGAUAUUACCAAUUGGACAACUCGUGGUUUUCCCGGAUCAUCGUUGCUGAACAAAAAUGAGAAAUAUUUCUGGUUUCAUCAUUCGUCCGGAGACAGCAUGGCGGUGGAAGAUCCAAAGAAUUUAGAUAAGUGUGUAGCGUUGUGGGCUGCAGCUGCCUAUGUGGUUGCAGAUUUGAGUAUUUCAAUGCCAAAGGAUGUUGUUGAUUAGAGCCAACCUCAAAGGCACAUCUUAUCUGUAUUAAUAUUAUGCAUAAUAUAAUAUGAUUAAUACAUAUACAUAAAAUUAGUAAUAAACUAGCCAGGCUAGUUGAGCAAUGUUUACCUCAGAAAGGUUUUUU